CCGACCAGCCCAGAUAGGAUCACUCAUUCCUCCUCCCUCGAAGAGUUACGACCUGCCGUGCCUCCUCCGCGGACGACUGUUGGUCUCUCUGGGUCUGCUGGAGGAGUUACCACCACGGGGCACCACCAAUUCUCUCCCUCUCUCUCUCUCUCUCUCUCUCUCUCCCGAGUCUUUGGUUGUAACUCCCGUCAGCUUUCUGGAUUUAUAGUCGGGACUUGACGUGAGAAAGACAUGGAGAAAAUGGCCAGACAACUGUCCCCCUCCAACGGCGUCCUGAAGUCCUUGCUGGAGAACCCGCUCAAGCUGCCCUUCCAGCACGACGGAGGGCUCUGCAAGGAUAAGGAAAAGGAGAAGAAACUUGAGGAUGAGGGCGGUGCCGGCCCCCAGUCGGCCUUCCUGGGGCCCACGCUGUGGGACAAGACGCUGCCGUAUGACGGGGACAACUUCCAGCUGGAGUACAUGGACCUGGAGGAGUUCCUGUCGGAGAACGGUAUCCCCGCCAGCUCAGCGCAGCACGCAGAGCAGCAGGGGGGCCCAGGGGCCACCCCGGGGCCCCAGCGUGAGGGCCACCAUCCCCAGUCUGCCCGGGCCCUCGAGGCCCCUGGAACACAUGCAGAAGAGCAGCAUCGCAG
Molecule: messenger RNA, 632 nt
Organism: Gadus chalcogrammus (walleye pollock)
Lineage: Eukaryota; Metazoa; Chordata; Actinopteri; Gadiformes; Gadidae
Product: hepatic leukemia factor-like
Exons: 3
Biological process (GO): regulation of transcription by RNA polymerase II
Cellular component (GO): nucleus
Molecular function (GO): DNA-binding transcription factor activity, RNA polymerase II-specific; RNA polymerase II cis-regulatory region sequence-specific DNA binding
Source: RefSeq, a predicted model, not a curated record